Messenger RNA from Lachancea dasiensis, 2091 nucleotides. Lineage: Eukaryota; Fungi; Ascomycota; Saccharomycetes; Saccharomycetales; Saccharomycetaceae. The record is from the annotation of a GenBank genome assembly.
AUGCUCCGACUUACAGCUGCUAAUGCGAUGUACCUACCUCGAAACACGACAAACUGGCCGAAAUUAUGGCGCCCACUGUCGAUAAGUAGACGUAAUUGGCAGCUAAAGACCGAGAUUGAAUCUAACUCCACGCGAGGUAAGAAAUUGAAACCCAAGAGAGCCCAAAUUGUUGUUCUCAACCCUCGCGAAGCAGGUUUGUUUCGGCGCAAACGAAUACCAGGCCAUUUUACCGGAAGCGGCAGACACAGACACUUGGCCAAGGAACGCCUAAGUGCAUUGGAGGGGGUCGAAUUUGAUGACCGCAACUCGAAAUUGAGCCAUCCAGAAACAUCGGCUGGUAACAUCUUACAGGAAAUAGAAUCUCAGCGCCGGAAGCUUCUGAUCUUCAAAAAUUCCGUCCCUCGUGAACAAGUGGUAAGAUCAAUCCACGAGCUCAAGCCAGGCGCUGACUCCAGGAUCAUGUCUGCCAAGCGUUAUGAGCAGCUCAAGACGUUAUUGGAAGGAGCAUAUACCGUACCGCAACUGAAAGCCUACAUGAAGAAGUACUUCGAUGUGACAGCUGCCAAAUCCGUUCCCAAGAAGACUCUUAUCACCAGGAUUAUGGGAGACCUUUGGCAAUGCCAACUAGAUGAGUCCAUAAGUGAGGGACAGGAUCUGAUUGUGGAACGUAUUAUUGACGUCCAAACUAGGGAUAUUUACCUCAUAUUGCUAACCAAUAAUGGUAAAAUUCUUCACAAUUUUGCACGUCUCGGGGCCACGGUGGCGGUAGCAUUGAGUGAAAAUAAGAUAAUCGUUCGAGCAACAAGCUCCCUUGUCAAGUACGUCGAGGUUUCCCUUAGAAAAAUAUUAGACAAUGUGCAACGCGAAGAUAUAUCAAUAAGUGAACUCAUCAAGAACCACCAUGAUCCCACGGGAGCAGCUAUCGAUAUACAAGAGAUUGUUAAUUUGGUACAAAAAGAGAGCGCAACUUUUUUCGAGCGGAGCCCUGAAGAUGAAUCCAACACCUACUCCAUCACAAGUUUUGGUAGUAAGAGAAUAACAACAGCUAAAGUUCUGCUGCUUUGGGCUCUGGGCUAUAGCCCUCAAUCAACUGAGCAAAUACAUUACUUGGGUAAGCAUGAACGAUCGAAAUACAUGUCGUUUCCGUUUACCGACAUCAAUGCCUUAGAUUGGAUUCAGAGAAACAAAGAUUGGUCUCGAUUGCAAGAGCCAGUCAGGAAGAACUCAGUCGACGAAGAAAACCAUCAAACUUCGCUAGUCCUUUCAGAAGACAAGAUCGACGAACUGUAUAGCAGCCUCCUAGGCGCCCGUACUAAUGCAACCUCUGACAUCAAAGCCGAGAAUUCGUCCAAGAUUUGGAGUAUCACCUUAGGACAAUUACUGAGGACAGCAGAUAAUGAAACUGCAUUCCAAACAAAAGUUGCGGGGGCGGCCGCCAAGUUGCUCCGGCUUCCAUUGAAUGAAGGUUCGUUUACUCAAGACCAUUUAUAUACCGUGGAUCAACAUGAAUACUUCGUUCAGCUCAAGUUCAUUCCCAACCUGGGAGAUUUGAACCACACCAAGACCAUACCGCCUCUAGAAUUGUGGUUUGAGCUGGACGAUGAUGAUAAAGCCAUCAAUAGUAGCGUUCGUUGCCUAUUGCAUGCAGAAGAUAAAAGUUUAUUAUUGGAAAUGCCUCAAUCUCCUUAUGAUUUGAAGGUUAAUGUCGAUAAUACAUUGGAAGUUACACAACCUUAUGAUUUAGAUCCUGAAAAUUGGCUAAAAGAUCAACCUGGGCUGAAGGAGUUCUUACUCAAGGCUCGAUUGAACUUCCAAGGAAAUGAAAAGUUGUUUAUUCCCAAAAGCUUGGCCUUGAAUCUCCAGUUCCAAGAUAGUCCGGACUCCAACACUAUAACUUAUGGAUAUGUUAAUGUCAACUACCGUCGUGUUUUGAAGUUGAGAUUUUUGGACAAGUACCUGGUCCAAUUUACUGAUGUCAACGGCGGACCCAGAGGCGGCAAGUUCACCCAAAUCGACUUCGUUAACACUGAGGCAGGCGAAAUGAGCCGAUUAGAGUUUGGUCAAUUUCUCAGAGAUGUGCUCAAGUUCUGA